UGCUGCUUGAAUAGCAUCGGAGGAAACGAGACAUUUUAGUUAAACGUUUUCAAGUCUCACUUGUUGACGUUUUGGGGUUUCUACGUUUACUUAGGACUGGAGUAUACAUUCUAAACUGAAAUGGGAGCGUGUAUGGCAUUGUGUUCAAUCGCCAGCUGUGCAUCGUGUCUGUGUGGCUCAGCUCCGUGUCUGCUGUCAGGAUGCUGUCCCUCCACCUACAACUCCACUGUGUCCCGGCUGGCCUUCUCCUUCCUGCUACUGCUGGGGUCCCUGGUCUCUGUCAUCAUGAUCCUACCUGGCAUGGAGACUCAGCUCAAGAAGAUACCAGGGUUCUGUGUGGGCGGAACCUCCAUACCCAUACCAGGCAUCGAAAACAAGAUGAACUGUGAUGUCAUCGUGGGCUAUAAGUCUGUGUACCGCAUGUGCUUUGCCAUGGCCUGCUUCUUUUUUCUCUUCUCCAUCAUCAUGAUCCGCGUUCGCAGCAGCAAGGACCCCCGAGCCUCACUACAGAACGGAUUCUGGUUCUUCAAGUUCCUUAUACUGGUGGGGAUAACUGUAGGAGCCUUCUUCAUUCCAGACGGGACAUUCAACACAGUGUGGUUCUACUUUGGCGUGGUGGGUUCCUUCAUCUUCAUCAUCAUCCAGCUGAUCCUGCUGGUGGACUUUUCUCACACCUGGAACCAGUCUUGGCUGGAGAAUGCUGAGGAGGGAAACAGCAAGUGCUGGUUUGCAGCUCUCCUGUCGUUCACGGUGCUGCACUAUGCCCUGGCCUUCUCUGCUGUGGUGUUGUUCUAUGUCUACUACACCACAGGAGAUGACUGCACAGAACACAAGGUCUUCAUCAGCCUCAACUUCAUCUUCUGCAUCAUCAUCUCCAUCAUUGCCAUCCUGCCCAAAGUUCAGGAGGCCCAGCCCAGCUCAGGCCUGCUCCAGGCCUCCCUCAUCUCCCUCUACACCAUGUAUGUCACAUGGUCCGCCAUGACCAACAACCCCAACCGUAAGUGUAACCCCAGCCUGCUGAGUCUGGUGAACAACACCCUCAGCCCUACACCUGCCCCAGGGCAAGAUGUCCAGUGGUGGGAUGCACAGGGCAUCAUAGGACUGGUCAUCUUCUUCUUCUGCACUCUCUACGCCAGCAUCCGUUCGUCCAACAACACCCAGGUGAACAGGCUGAUGCAGACAGAGGAGGGCCAGGGUCUGGCUGCAGACGACCACGAGGCGGCCACGGGGGAUGACGGGGUCAGACGGGCCGUGGACAAUGAGGAAGAUGCGGUCACCUACUCGUACUCCUUCUUCCACUUCAGCCUGUUCCUGGCCUCCCUCUACAUCAUGAUGACACUCACAAACUGGUACCAACCUGACGCAGACUACCAGGCCAUGCAGAGCAGUAUGCCAGCUGUGUGGGUGAAGAUUAGCUCUAGCUGGAUAGGCCUGUGUCUCUACCUCUGGACCCUGGUAGCUCCUCUCAUCUUCUCUAACCGAGACUUCAACUAAAGGCAUACACAUUCCAUCCAGGGCUAAGUCCCAAAUGGCACCCCUAUUCCCAAGUAGGAAUAGGGUGGGUGUCUUUUCAGAUUUGCUAAGGGACUUUAUUGUUUGGCAUGUUUUGAUUUACAUAUUUUCAUUGUGCUGCUUGAAGAAGGGGACCACUGUCAUAAUUAUUAUUAUUAAUUUUUUUUUUUGGGGGGGGCUGGUCUCAUUGACUA
Coregonus clupeaformis (lake whitefish) is the source of this 1706-nucleotide messenger RNA. RefSeq names its product serine incorporator 1. The transcript is spliced from 10 exons. NCBI's taxonomy places the organism in Eukaryota, Metazoa, Chordata, Actinopteri, Salmoniformes, Salmonidae. The record is from RefSeq and is a predicted model, not a curated record. The coding region runs from base 121 to 1494 and encodes 457 amino acids. Gene Ontology annotation, cellular component: membrane.